AUGGAACUAGACGAUGAUUACGUUGAGUACGUUCCAGUAGCGAAACGUAGAGCUAUAGAAAAACAGAAGAUUCUCCAACGGAAGGGAAAAGUCUCUCAAGAAGCUGAGAAGGAAUCCAAACCUAGCUUGCUCGUUCAAUCAACUCAGCUCAAACGAGAUGUACUUAGUGCUACAGAUCAGAUCAUCCAACAAGAGAAGGAGAUGAUGGAUCACUUAUCAGAUAAGAAGACGCUCAUAUCAGUUUGCGAAUUAUCCAAAGGUAUAACUUACACAGAGCCUAUGUUAACUAAUUGGGAGCCUCCUCUACACGUGACAAACAUGUCUAGGGAACAGAUAGAUUUGAUUAGGAAGCAGUUACAUAUCAUUGUCAACGGUGAAGACAUUCCUGCUCCUAUCAAGAACUUUAAAGAUAUGAUGUUACCAAGACCUGUUUUUGAGACUCUCAAGGAGAAAAGGAUCGUGAAGCCGACACCUAUUCAAGUUCAGGGUCUUCCUGUUGUUUUGUCAGGGAGAGAUAUGACUGGAAUUGCGUUCACUGGUUCCGGAAAGACUUUGGUUUUCGUUUUGCCGUUAAUCAGGCUUGCUCUCAUGGAGGAGAAGAGGAGGCCCAUUGGUCCUGGAGAAGGGCCCAUUGGGCUUAUUAUUUGUCCUUCUAGAGAGCUUGCUAGGCAGACUUAUGAAGUUAUCCAACAGUUUUUGGCGCCUUUAGUCGAAGCUGGACACGUGUCUUUGAGGUCUUUGCUAUGCAUUGGAGGUGUGGAUAUGAGAUCUCAGAUGGAUGUUGUGAAAAGAGGUGUUCAUAUCGUUGUUGCAACACCUGGGAGGUUGAAGGAUUUGCUGGCCAAGAAGAAGAUGAAUUUGGAUUCUUGCAGGUACCUGACGUUGGAUGAGGCAGAUAGGUUGGUUGAUUUGGAUUUCGAGGAUGAUAUUAGAGAAGUCUUUGACCAUUUCAAGUCUCAGCGUCAGACGCUUUUGUUCUCCGCCACUAUGCCUACCAAGAUUCAGAACUUUGCAAAGAGUGCUUUGGUGAAGCCUGUGGUGGUUAACGUGGGAAGAGCUGGAGCUGCGAAUCUUGAUGUUAUCCAGGAGGUUGAGUAUGUUAAACAAGAAGCGAAGAUUGUUUACCUCCUCGAGUGUCUUCAGAAAACUUCUCCGCCUAUUUUGAUAUUCUGUGAGAAUAAAGCGGAUGUUGAUGAUGUUCACGAGUACUUGUUACUGAAAGGAGUGGGAGCUGUGGCUAUACACGGAGGGAAAGAUCAGGAGGAUCGAGAGUAUGCGAUCUCUUCGGUCAAAGCUGGGAAGAAAGACGUAUUGGUUGCGACGGAUGUUGCUUCGAAGGGACUUGAUUUCCCUGAUGUAAAACAUGUAAUAAACUACGAUAUGCCAGGGGAGAUUGAGAACUAUGUGCAUAGGAUAGGAAGAACAGGUCGGUGUGGGAAGACUGGGAUAGCUACAACGUUUAUAAACAAGAACCAAAGCGAGACAACGCUGCUUGAUCUGAAGCACUUGUUGCAAGAAGCUAAACAGAGGAUUCCACCUGUACUUGCGGAGCUGAAUGAUACAAUGGAAGAAGCGGAGAGCGUUGCUAACGCAAGUGGUGUCAAGGGUUGUGCUUACUGUGGGGGUCUUGGACAUCGGAUUAGAGAGUGUCCGAAACUGGAGAAGCAGAUGAGUGUGGCGAUAUCUAACUCUAGAAAAGAUUACUUUGGCUCUGGUGGAUACAAAGGAGAGAUAUAAUCAUAUAAUCAGGAGGGUCCUUUUUUUAUUGCAAAGUUCCACUGUUGUUAACUGUCACCUAUGCAUAUACUAUGUAGACUAAUAAUCAUUAACGAAGGUUCUUU
Molecule: messenger RNA, 1841 nt
Organism: Eruca vesicaria subsp. sativa (arugula)
Lineage: Eukaryota; Viridiplantae; Streptophyta; Magnoliopsida; Brassicales; Brassicaceae
Source: the annotation of a GenBank genome assembly